Astyanax mexicanus (Mexican tetra) is the source of this 4529-nucleotide messenger RNA. It is a transcript of the gene mnta, whose product is annotated as MAX network transcriptional repressor a. The transcript has 6 exons. Gene Ontology annotation, biological process: regulation of transcription by RNA polymerase II. NCBI's taxonomy places the organism in Eukaryota, Metazoa, Chordata, Actinopteri, Characiformes, Acestrorhamphidae. The record is from RefSeq and is a predicted model, not a curated record. Gene Ontology annotation, molecular function: RNA polymerase II cis-regulatory region sequence-specific DNA binding; DNA-binding transcription factor activity, RNA polymerase II-specific; protein dimerization activity. The coding region runs from base 339 to 2078 and encodes 579 amino acids.
AUUGACUCUGCGCCGCCGAGCCGGAGCGGGUCCGGGUUUUGAGCUCCUCCUGGCGGGGAGGAGUCAGUGGAGGGGCGGGCGGCGGUGCGACGUGCAGCCUGCUGGAGCUCCAGCCCGCCAUCUUGUCGCGACUCCUCUACGUGCGUGGAAGAGUUUCUGCGAGGGGGAUCCGGUUACAGCCGCCGCCGCUGCCUUUUUCUUUCUUUCUGUUUUUUUCCUUCUACAGGCGAAGGUGUUGGGUCUCGGGCGGAAGACUGGUCUUUCUGACUGACCCGAAGCGAAGGCUGUUCGGCAGUUUCUCGUGGAGCUGGGUGGGAAAAGAACGGACUGAAGCAGAGAUGAGUAUCGAAACGCUUUUAGAGGCAGCCAAGUUUCUGGAAUUGCAAGCCCAGCAACAACAGAGAGCACGUGAAGAGAACGAGCUACGAGAGAGACUGCGCCUCGAACGGGAGGCCGAGAAGCGGAGAGCAGAGGUUGUCUCCUGCGUUCAGCCUACACGUACCAAUCACACGAUCUGGGCUGAGGAGUCGACUCAAGAGCGUCAUCACACCCCUGCACCUGCCCCACCUCCUCCCCCUCCCCCACAAGCUCUUCCUGCUCCCUCUAUUCCCAUCACGGUCAUCCCCAUCCCCUAUGUUUCGUCGAGCCCCACCUCUUUACCUGCAACUCCUUCCACUCCACUCAGCCCCCCAACUACCCCCCGCCUCACACCUCCACGAAAAGCAACCCACUCCCCCCCAGCCCAGAGUGCACUGCACCAGUGCGCAGUCGUACCCCCUCAGGUGAAGGCCGCGCCAACACCUCUGGCCCAGACCAAUGGCACUAAACCACCUCAGCUGCUGCAGCCCUACCCUGGGUCCAUUGUCACAACCUCCCUGCUGCCUCAGCCAGCACAGUCCAGCCCUGUGUCCAGAGGCAGCCCUCCAGACGACCUGCGCAAUCUGGACAACAAGAAAAGACCUGGCGGGGCGGGCACACGGGAGGUACACAACAAGCUUGAAAAAAACAGACGUGCACACUUAAAGGAGUGCUUUGAGACUCUUAAGAAGAACAUCCCUAACGUGGAUGAAAAGAAGACCUCCAAUCUGAGUGUGUUGAGAAGUGCACUAAGAUACAUACAGACUCUGAAGAGGAAAGAGAAGGAGUAUGAACACGAGAUGGAGCGUUUGGCUCGAGAGAAGAUCUCCACUCAGCAGAGGUUGGCCGAACUGAAGAAUGACCUCAGCCAGUGGAUGGACGUGAUGGAGGUCGACAGAGUGCUGCGCCAGACUGUCCAGCCUGAAGAUGAUCAGGUGUCCACCUCCACAGCCUCAGAAGGUGAAGAUAACAUUGAUGAGGACAUGGAGGAGGAGAGCCCCUCAGCAGCGCCUGUCUCCUUACCUAAAGUGCCUCUCAUCCUGCAGCCGGAGCUAAGGAAGCCCCAGCUGGCCCAGUCUCUGACCCAGCACCUGUCCAUCCCUCCCAAAUCCUCCGAACUGCAUCCGCCUGCCCCUGCUCUUCAGCCUGCCCCUGCCUCAGCCCCUGUGCAGCCCUCUGCCCCUUCUCUCUCCCCCACUCCAGCCCAGGCUCCUAAUGGCCUGGCCGCUUUGGCACCCCAGCAGCUCCAGACCCAAGUGGUGACGGCUCAUGGCCUUCCGCCUGCUCACACGCACAUCGUGAGCGCUCCCAGCCUUCAACCUACCGUCAUCACCCACGCUGCUGCAGCCUCUCACGCGUCCGUCAUUCAAGCCGUCAACCACGUCAUUCAGGCCGGCCCCAAGCAGCUGGCCCACGGACCUCAGCCUAUUGGACACAUCACGGUGCACCCGGUGGCCCACCUGGGCCAGCACCUGCCUGCACUCUACCCCCAACCUGUCACUGUUGCCCCGCCCACUGUGGUUAGCCACAUCGCUCACACGCUCUCCCACAGCCAGGUGAACGGAACCUCCCAGCCUAGCCCACAGGCCGCAGCUAUGGUGGCUAAACAGGUGCCCCAGGUGGUGGCUCAUCACCCGCAUCUGGCUGCCCAGACCGUCCUCAACCCGGUCACAAUGGUGACCAUGCCCUCCUUCCCCGUCAGUACGCUGAAGCUGGCCUGAAGCAGCGACCUGACGCGGACAACCUCGCGAUUAACUAGGGCAUGGAUGGACUUGUGGAACCCAACAGUCACAUACAGCAUUACAGCAAGCAGAUGAACAUUCAAUACAUUCCAGAAAAAAAGAUCAUAUAAAAAGACUCUGAAAUCAAAAUUGAUUUAUAACUAUAUAAUAAUAUACAGUAAAAUACAAAAAAAGAUUUUGUAUCCUUGUGUGUGGAUCAAAUCAGAGUGUGAAGAUGUCUAGAGUCUUUCCGUGCUGCUCAGUAUGUAUGAUGCAAGUGUGUGUGUGUGCUUGAAAGAGCCUGUGUGAGUGCAUGUGGAGUGUAUCAUUGGGAUCAGUGUGCUAACCAGUCACAGAAGGAUGUCAGCAAAAGCUGCUGUGUCAUGUGACUGAAGGCAUGGGUGGUGCAAUGAUUAGUGCUCUGUGGCUUAGUGUAGAAACCCAUACCUCACUACUACUCUCAUCAGCUAAUGGAUCACGGCUCUUGCUGACCCUGUUCUGAGGGUUUAGGUGGUUGCGGUGGUCGUCCCUUCCCCCAGGUUUCCUCAACCCUUGUUGUUCUAGUUCUAGUAGUGCUGGAACAAAGGUGGAAUUAGGUGAGAUGCCCAUAAGCCUUUCUUUAAUGUGAUCAGUUAAAGUCCAUGGUUAAUUAUUUACCUGCUCUGAUGUUCCCACGUCUGAAAGAAUAACUUCAACAAGGCUUUUCUGGGGCUGUAGGUACACUAUAUGGACAAAAGCAUUGAGCUUUCUGCUCUAGAAUGUUUUUUUUUUUUUUCCCCCCAGAAAGCAAAUAUAGAUUCUAUUCUAUUAGUCCUCCUUUCUAUUGGCAAUACUAUCUACUAUUAUCUACAGGCACUAGACAAGCGAGUGCAAAUUAAAGUAAAUUAAAUUAAAGCUGAAUGUAUUCAUCAAAAGGGGUGUCCACAGUUUCCCAGACUGGGAUUAAGCCUAGUCUUGAACUACACAGUAUUCAGAAAUGAGAUUUUGCAUUGAAAGGAAAAUGUACUGUACAACUAAGCCUUAGCUUAAUCCCUGUCUGAGAAACUGACCCGUAGUGUACAUGUCCCAGUUAGAGUUACUGCUUGGUCUGGCUCUUAGGAGGCUGCUCUGAUUUUUUUUUUUUUACCUUUCCGAUUGUAGUAAUAGAUGACCUUUUUGGACGGAGGGACUCUUGAGUGAAAUCAGUUUGCCUGUGCCUUUACCAGUGCCUUUUAUAGGCACAGCAGUCCUGUUCAAUGCUGCACAGACGCCCUCCACUGUCCAUGAUACGCAUCUGCACUCUUAUAGACUAGCACAGCUUCUGCAACAAACACAAAAUCUCACAGUUAUUACAGACAUUAAAAUAUAAAUUGGGGUGGGGGGUUAAAGAAUAGGCUUUUCCGAACUUCUUUGUGAAUGUACUUUUUCUGAGUUCUGAUGUCACCUAUUUAAGGCCUUCAUCUUGUCAAAUUGUUGACGAAUGUGAAUUUGCUCAUCUAUGCUGGCAGGCGCAACCUCGACAGCCUCUGCAUGCUCAUCGUUUGUGAGUAGGGAAGUUAGUGUGUAUGUGUGUUGUAGGUGUGUAUGCCAUAAUUCUACCUUGUUUGUCAAUUUGUGUCUACUACAGUUUGAUUGAUCCAGUUUAAUUAGUGUGUAUGUACUCAGUAGUGUGUUUGUCUGUUAUUAGUUAUUUGGUGGAAAAGGGGAGAGAGAUGAGAGGACAUAUACAGUACAUUAUCCAAAGCAUCAUAGAUAUUGUUUUUGGCUGCAUCAAGUGUAUGAAUGUGCAGGAUCAUUUACAGUACUUCUAACAAAGCAGGGCACUUCACACAGACGUCUUAGUCUUAGCCGAACCCUGCCGACUACGCCAGUCCUGCUGCACAGCUUGAGCACAGCCUUUCUGUCCAAUGAGAUUUGACUUACUAAACCUCGAGCACUGUGAUACUGCUCAUGUGCCCCAAUGAGAGCGACCCACGUUUACAAAUACCAAUACAACCAAGCAUUGACUUAACCGAGCGAGAGAGAGUCCCUUCCUUUGUUUGAAUGCUUUGUGUGUGAGGAGUUAAACAGCUUCCUUUACUUUCACUGAGGAUUUAUCACAUGUUUACGUACACUAGGCUGUACACUUCACCAAUGAAAACAUGUUUUCCAGUCCAUGUAUGAUUUUUGCAUGUAGAUGAAUGACUUGUUUUAAUGCUGACUAUGGAAGUUUCUUUUGCUUUCUUAUUGAUUUGUUUGGGGGACCAUGUACAGUACUGAAUACUAUGGGGCAACCUUUCAGACCUCUUUCCACAUUGAUAUUAUAUAUACAAAAAGUGUGUUUUCCCUAUGGAGAAAGUUUACAUUGUAUAUAGCCUGUAAAUUUGGGGCUGCAUAGAUCUAACUGUCCAUCUUAUUAAAGUUAUAAAUGAAGAGGAAGAUUGGAAAUAAAGAGAACAAUUGUUGAAUAUAUAAAAUCUUGUUACAUUGCUA